This is a messenger RNA of Lasiodiplodia theobromae, 1830 nucleotides long. Its product is annotated as C6 transcription factor. NCBI's taxonomy places the organism in Eukaryota, Fungi, Ascomycota, Dothideomycetes, Botryosphaeriales, Botryosphaeriaceae. Gene Ontology annotation, biological process: DNA-templated transcription; regulation of DNA-templated transcription. Gene Ontology annotation, molecular function: DNA-binding transcription factor activity, RNA polymerase II-specific; zinc ion binding; DNA binding. The transcript has 5 exons. The coding region runs from base 1 to 1830 and encodes 609 amino acids. The record is from RefSeq and is a predicted model, not a curated record.
AUGCCCGAUGGCCGCCCCAAGAAGCUCCAGCGCGCCUCCCGCGCCUGUGAUUUCUGCCACAAGCGGAGCAUACGGUGCAAGCCCAGCGAGAGCGACGCCCAGCGCUGUCAGAACUGCGUCGACUUCGAUAUAAACUGCGCGUACACCCGACCCUGGCGCCGCGCCCGCGGCUCCAGUGCCGCUGUAAAACAGCCCGCCUCCACUGUUGCACAGAGCACCCCUUCCGACUCCCACCCCAGCCCGGCCCAGCCCCAUCAUGCCAUUCCGUCCUACGCGGCCCCGCCAAGUGUUGAUCCCACCCCGCGCAAGACUCCCGACCGCCACCUCGUCUCGUAUGCACCACGCGAUCCUCUUGGCGAAGCAUGGAAGUCCUUCGCCAUGGCCUGCGGGCCCUCGAUCCGCUCCCUGAUGGACAUCUACCACCAGAUUGUCUAUCCCAUCUUUCCUUUCUUCCACCGCGAGACGCUGCUCCGCAAUCUGCAGCAGCGCGAAUAUCUCAAUGACCGUGGCUACUUCGCCUGCAUCAUGGCUGCUUGCUCCAUAGUUGCAAGCAGAGCCCGCGAUGGCGCUCUCGCUCCCUGGAUUACCCGACGCGCCCAGCCUGAAGACAUUCCUGCUGAGAGCUUCUAUACCGCUGCCAAAGACGCCAUCCAGAAAGAUCUCCCCAACGCAAUGGGCCUGCAUUACCUCAGGGCCUGCGCCCUGGUUGCAAUUGCGAGCAUUCAGUUCGGCAAGAUAGACACCCUGCACGAGUACAAGGGACACUACUUUACCCUGUGUGCCAUUCAGCGUUUCUCUGACGAGGCUCAUUGGCCCAAGGACAUCACGUCCAUUGAGCGCGAGGAGAGACGCCGCUUGUUCUGGUCUACCUACACCCUUGAUGUUUACUCUUCCAUUGUGUGGAGUGGCCCUCUGUAUUCUUGCGAGUCACACUACCAUGUGCGCUAUCCCGCCGAGGCUGAUGGCGACCACCUUGAUCUGGCACCGCCUGGCCUCACUGACCCUUCCUGCUGGCUGCACGGUUGGAAUUUCACCACAGAUCUGUACCGCGUACUCGAGCACACCGUUAGCCGCUUACGAUCGCACCGUAAUGCCGGCGUAGCAUUACGCCCCGUACGCAUGUUCUUUACUCCUGAUGCCUUCUCUGGCCCGGGCGUCCUGCAAUCAGUCCUCGACAUGUAUUCACAGUUACAUCCUCACUUCAAGGAAAUACCUCCUGUGACUGGUGACUCUAGCAAGGACAUCUUCGGCUUCCAGGCCGCAAAUAUCCAGGCUACCAUGCAGCUAUUGCGCAUGGUCCUGUUCUCUGUCGAGGAGAAUGCAGAUGUCGAACAGAAAUGCAACGUCGCUGCUGAGCUUUUAUCAACCUUUCACCGUGUGCCUGUGCCAUACAUGAAAGCGAUUAGCACGCCCUUGAUCUACCACCUUGCGGGCAUAGGGACAAUCUUGGGCUCGGUCAUGGAGAGCCCUCUGUCUGAGGCGUCCUACCAACACGUUCGAAGUAUGCUGCUAUCUAUGGCCGAUCUCCUCGAAAGUCUGGAAUCGGGUCUCUAUCGUACCCAAGGCACCAGCCGAGGCCUGCGGUCGCAAGUGGACCGAAUCGACGAAUACAUGCGCAUGCAACGCAAUGCAAUGCCACAGACGCCAUUUCAAAAUACCAUUGCCGACCUCACAGUCACUGUGCCCACUCACCGUACCACCUUUAUGCCUCCCAACAGCAUGGACACAAUGUCGCAAUUCCAACUUCCUCCUGAACUGCUUGAAGACUGGCCGUGGCCCAGCGAUCUCUCUCAGCAGGAUUUUGGAAUUGUUCCGUUCGGCUUCGACUGA